AUGAGUAAACCUGAAUCUGCCGGAUUUAUUAUAUUUCGUCGAUUGGAACAAAAUCCUAUUGAAUAUUUAUUAUUACAAACACCUAUCGGUAAACAACAUUGGACGCCACCAAAAGGUCAUUUGGAAGCUGAUGAAUCGCCAUUACAAGCAGCUGAACGUGAAACAAAAGAAGAAGCUGGCUUAGAGAAAAGUGAUUUUGAGUACUAUGAUAAAUUUGAGGAAACAAUUACAUAUGAUUGUAAUGGGCGACCAAAAAUUGUUGCUUAUUACCUCGGCCGUUUACGGAAUGCUGAACAAAGUAUUCAGUUAUCUGAUGAACAUCACAAUUUGUGCUGGUCAACUUUAGAAGAUGCAUGUCGCAUAGCUAAUCAUAGCGAAACGCAAAAUGUAAUAAGAAAAGCAGAUGAAUUUAUACAGAAGAAUCUAUAA
Messenger RNA from Rotaria socialis, 429 nucleotides. The record is from the annotation of a GenBank genome assembly. NCBI's taxonomy places the organism in Eukaryota, Metazoa, Rotifera, Eurotatoria, Philodinida, Philodinidae.